AUUAUUAUUAUAAUUAUUAUAAUGUUAAUUUCAAUCUACUUUAUUAAAUCAAAACACCCUUUAAGAAUGGGAAUUACUUUAAUCUUUCAAUCUAUCUGUAUUAGAAUACUAACUGGAAUAAUCAGCUCAUUUCUAUUUUCUUAUAUCAUAAUAAUAAUUAUAUUAAGAGGGAUAUUAGUUUUAUUUAUAUACAUAUCAAAUGUGGCCUCUAAUGAAAAAUUCUAUAUAACAAGCAAAAACUCAUUAUUAAUUUUAUUAAUUCCACUUCUCAUAAUAAAACAAGACUCAAUUAUAUACAAUUUACAUAAUUAUAAAACUAAUUCCACAAUAAAAUAUGAUAUUUCCACCUCCUUAAGAAAGCUGUUUUCAUCAGAAACAGUACCUUUAAUUAUAAUAAUAGUUUUAUAUUUAUUCUUCACUAUAAUUGUUAUUUCAUCAAUUGUAAAUAUUCAUGAAGGGCCAAUACGCUCGAAAAGAUAA
This is a messenger RNA of Cimex lectularius (bed bug), 480 nucleotides long. The record is from the annotation of a RefSeq genome assembly. NCBI's taxonomy places the organism in Eukaryota, Metazoa, Arthropoda, Insecta, Hemiptera, Cimicidae.